Trichoderma asperellum CBS 433.97 is the source of this 674-nucleotide messenger RNA. RefSeq lists its product as uncharacterized. The record is from RefSeq and is a predicted model, not a curated record. NCBI's taxonomy places the organism in Eukaryota, Fungi, Ascomycota, Sordariomycetes, Hypocreales, Hypocreaceae. Gene Ontology annotation, cellular component: U2 snRNP; precatalytic spliceosome. Gene Ontology annotation, biological process: mRNA splicing, via spliceosome.
GCCAGUUCGAUACGCCUCUUCCAGUAAGCCUUGGAUACUAUUCGCUUCAUCGCUGUCGAGAUAAGAUAGUACUAUUCAAUUUGAUUUUAUUUGAUUUUAUUUUGUUUGAUUUUCAACCCACACCAUCUUGUCUGAUAACGCAACGAGCAUUGACAAUGGCCGAUAAGCUUCGCAACCAACAAGAGCUCGAACGCCUCCAGGCCAAAUACAUCGGAACUGGCCAUCCCGACACGUCCAGCUGGGAGUGGCGGACAAACAUCCAGCGAGACACGUACGCCUCGAUUGUCGGCCAUCGACCUCUUCUCUCCUACAUCUCGCUGGCAGAAAACGAGCCAUUGACCAAGACGCGGGCUCAAAUGAUACGGAAAAUGGUUCAGCCAUGCGGACCCCCACCCCCACGGGAAGAUUGAUUUCAAACACGACUCCUACUAAAGCGCACGACGAUUUACAAACAAAGAUGCAGCCAUAGAUGGCGAGAUUCAUGCCAUGUUGUAUCAUUCGAAAGACACAUGUCAGAUGCAUCUCGUGUGUGAUUUUCGGAUGAGAAUGGCGGUGCAGAACGGCAGAUUCGCACGACAAGAUACCCCUUUUAUAAUUAAGCAGCAACUAGAGUAUUUCAGCAGGAUUAAUAGAAAAUAUUAUAUUGACCGAAUCCAACAGAAGAGGAAUCUUUU